UUGACAAAAUGGAAAAGUCGCAAAGUAAACCAAGUUUGUUCUUGCUCCUAGUUAUUUUGGGCAUUACUCUUGGACAUUUUAAGCCCAUGGACUUAAAUAAGAAAUCCCAUAACCCCGAGGAAAGGGAAAACUACUUCGAAGGUGACAUAGUGCUCGAAGACUGGAAUGCCCGAUCCAACGGUAUCAAUGUCCGUAAUGGCGUGUUGGACCUGAGUCUUCGAUGGCCAGGAGGCGUUGUGCCCUACGAAAUCAAUGGCACAUUUUUACCCAACCAGACGAAAAAAUCGAAAAUGCUUUUAAGGAAUUUCAUACCUGGACCUGCGUGCGUUUUAAGCCUAGGACCACCGAAAAGGAUUACAUCUCGAUUGUAAAUUAUAAGAAAGGUUGCC
This is a messenger RNA of Drosophila suzukii, 389 nucleotides long. Its product is annotated as zinc metalloproteinase nas-4-like. The record is from RefSeq and is a predicted model, not a curated record. Gene Ontology annotation, molecular function: metalloendopeptidase activity; zinc ion binding. NCBI's taxonomy places the organism in Eukaryota, Metazoa, Arthropoda, Insecta, Diptera, Drosophilidae. Gene Ontology annotation, biological process: proteolysis.